CCCCGGGAAGCCGUCCGGGCUUGAGGCUGGGCCUCCGCCGCCCGCUUCGCCCCCCGCCGCCGAUGGUGUCCGGAGCUCCGGCGCCCAGGCACAACCAGAAAUAGCUCCCAUUGUCAGGGGCCCUGGCACAGCUGGGGUGCUGAUUGCCAAUGGUUUGGGAAGCUCUGCCCCCAGCCCGGUUUUCUUACCAGAUGUUUGCCUGACUACUCAGAUCAUCCCCUCCUGAGAGCUUCCUGUGGCCCAGCUUGUGAGCACGAAGCCUGCUGACUGCCGAUCCACACCUGCCCGGCUCCCCCCAGCUACGCCAUGUCUGGCUCCUAUGAUGAAGCCUCGGACGAGGUCACAGACAGCUUUUGGGAGGUGGGGAACUACAAGCGGACGGUGAAACGCAUUGACGAUGGCCACCGCCUGUGCAACGACCUCAUGAGCUGCGUGCAGGAGCGCGCCAAGAUCGAGAAAGCCUAUGCGCAGCAGCUCACCGACUGGGCCAAGCGCUGGCGCCAGCUCAUCGAGAAAGGUCCGCAGUACGGCAGCCUGGAGCGGGCCUGGGGCGCCAUGAUGACCGAGGCAGAUAAGGUGAGCGAGCUGCACCAGGAGGUGAAGAACAGCCUGCUGAACGAGGACCUGGAGAAAGUCAAGAACUGGCAGAAGGACGCCUACCACAAGCAGAUCAUGGGUGGCUUCAAGGAGACCAAGGAGGCAGAGGACGGCUUCCGCAAGGCCCAGAAGCCCUGGGCCAAGAAGAUGAAGGAGCUGGAGGCGGCCAAGAAGGCCUAUCAUCUGGCUUGCAAAGAGGAGAAGCUGGCCAUGACUCGGGAGAUGAACAGUAAGACGGAGCAGUCAGUCACCCCCGAACAGCAGAAGAAACUUCUGGACAAAGUGGACAAGUGCAGGCAGGAUGUGCAAAAGACUCAGGAGAAGUAUGAGAAGGUGCUGGAGGAUGUGGGCAAAACCACUCCCCAGUACAUGGAGGGCAUGGAGCAGGUGUUCGAGCAGUGCCAGCAGUUUGAGGAGAAGCGCCUGGUCUUCCUCAAGGAAGUCCUGCUGGAUAUCAAACGGCACCUCAAUCUAGCGGAGAACAGCAGCUACACCCAUGUCUACCGAGAACUGGAGCAGGCCAUCAGGGGAGCCGAUGCCCAGGAGGACCUCAGGUGGUUCCGCAGCACCAGUGGCCCUGGAAUGCCUAUGAACUGGCCUCAGUUCGAGGAGUGGAACCCAGACCUCCCCCACACCACUGCCAAGAAGGAGAAACAGCCUAAGAAGGCAGAGGGGGCCACACUGAGCAAUGCCACAGGGGCUGUAGAGUCCACAUCCCAGGCUGGGGACCGCGGCAGUGUUAGCAGCUAUGACCGAGGCCAACCGUACGCCGCCGAGUGGUCAGACGAUGAGAGCGGGAAUCCCUUCGGGGGGAAUGAGGCCAACGGCGGCGCCAACCCCUUCGAGGAUGACGCCAAGGGGGUACGUGUGCGGGCGCUCUACGACUACGACGGCCAGGAACAGGACGAACUCAGCUUCAAGGCCGGAGACGAGCUCACCAAGCUGGGAGAAGAAGAUGAGCAGGGCUGGUGCCGCGGGCGGCUUGACAGCGGGCAGCUGGGCCUCUAUCCUGCCAACUACGUUGAGGCCAUCUAGCUACCCUGUCCAUCCAAGUCCUCUUGCUCCUUGUCCACCGCCUCCCACCCUCUCCCUCCCCUCGCCAUAGAGUUCCAGACAUAUUUUCCGAUCAAGCUUUUAUUUUUUUAAAAGUCAAAACAGAACAAAA
Messenger RNA from Myodes glareolus (Bank vole), 1762 nucleotides. NCBI's taxonomy places the organism in Eukaryota, Metazoa, Chordata, Mammalia, Rodentia, Cricetidae. The record is from RefSeq and is a predicted model, not a curated record.